UUCAGAUCUAAGAUGGAGAGUUGUUUAUUUGAAUUCAAAAGGUUAUAGUAAUAAAGACAUUACUAUGCUUCUUUUUAUAAGUAAAGCUUCUGUAUGUCGAAUAUUAAGUAUGUUUCAAAAGUGGGGAUAUAUCAAAAAUCUAUUUAAAGGACAACCUAAAUGCAAAAAAACCUUUACCUGUGAAGAACUAGGCCUAUUAAAACGUAUCAUUAAGGAGAAAGUAGAUUUGUAUCUUGAUGAGCUCGCAGUUGAAAUAAAAAACUAUACACAAAAGCAAGUUUCUGUAUCGACCAUAUGGCAAUCAUUGCAAUACUGUGGUAUCUCUCACAAAAAGGUAAUUAAAAUUAAUAAAAAACCAGAUUGUUAUGAGAAAUAA
Molecule: messenger RNA, 376 nt
Organism: Racocetra persica
Lineage: Eukaryota; Fungi; Glomeromycota; Glomeromycetes; Diversisporales; Gigasporaceae
Source: the annotation of a GenBank genome assembly